Messenger RNA from Nematostella vectensis (starlet sea anemone), 1652 nucleotides. Its product is annotated as mitochondrial import inner membrane translocase subunit Tim23. Gene Ontology annotation, molecular function: transmembrane protein transporter activity. NCBI's taxonomy places the organism in Eukaryota, Metazoa, Cnidaria, Anthozoa, Actiniaria, Edwardsiidae. Gene Ontology annotation, biological process: protein import into mitochondrial matrix. The transcript has 7 exons. Gene Ontology annotation, cellular component: TIM23 mitochondrial import inner membrane translocase complex; mitochondrial inner membrane. The record is from RefSeq and is a predicted model, not a curated record. Bases 106 to 705 code for a protein of 199 amino acids.
AAUGGCAUGCGCAUGCGUACAGCGGUCAUACCCACGAGGUUUAUGCAACACCGCACGUAAUUUGCGUCCAUUUUGCCGGUUUUUCUCGUGAAAUUUGGACGAAAAAUGGACCUGAGAGAUAGAAGCGAAGGGUUUGAGAGUAGUGUACCGAGUCCACCCAUUGGUAUGGAUUAUUCUGGUUCACCAAGACCAGCCCUUUCUCCCUAUCUCAGCAUUGACCCAACAUACUUGAACCAGGGAGGCGCAGAAUUUGUGUUUCCAACAGACCAGAAAAAGAAGCGUGGAUGGGGAGAACGGAUGUUUUCAAGUAUUGGUACUUCUUACAUGUGUGGUCUUGCGGCUGGUGGGUCGUUGGGAUUAUAUGAGGGACUAAGAAACCCAGAUGGGAAAACCUUCAAGCUGCGUUUAAAUAGUGUACUAAAUGGGUGUACAAGAAGAGGUCCUUUUGCAGCUAACAGUCUUGGGGUGAUAGCGUUGAUGUACAGCAGCUUCGACAGCCUUUAUGGCAAGUUAAGGGGCGAGGAGGAUGAGUUGAAUUCUAUCGCUGCUGCAGUCACCACUGGAAUGAUUUUCAAAAGCACAGCUGGCGUCAGACCCAUAGCCAUCGCAGGUGCUUUGGGAGGAUCCCUGGCAGCAGCCUAUCACUUUGGAGAAAAGCUUUUAGAAGGAAGAGGACAGACGAUAUCUACACCAAACUGGGCCUGAACCUAGCUGCAGUAAUUUAUUUUUAAAUCCUGUGUUUACAAGAUGUAUUAGGCUCCCCCGUGUGCUGUAAGCUGGGUCACAUAUGCUGGUGUCAAGUGCUGGAUUUUAAAGACAAUGGGCUUAGUCCUUUGGAUGAAAUGGUGUUUGAUUUCACCCCAAGUGAGUCAAAAGGAAGGGCUAGAAAUUCAUAAGCACAAAGAGACAGAAUUAUAACUUCUAGGAUGCCUAGAGACAUUGAGGAAUAGCAGUGAUAAAGAAAACCAAAAGAUCAGAUGUUCCCAAACAGUGGCAUGAGCAGACAUGCAAGUAGGAUGUGUGUUGGCCUCCUAAUGGGCUGGUAACCAGGCAAGCCACAUUGAAAACGUCAUUACCAGAAAGACUAAUGAAAGUUGAUUUAGGAAAUUGAUUUAGAUGCUCCAGAAGUUUAGGAAAACUGAUUGAGGAGAGAUACACAGUACCUGAAAGGCAGAAGCCCAGAAGGUUUGCAAAAAGUCGCUCAAAAUAAACUAGUGAUUUGUGGAGAUGGACUUUACAAUGAAGCUUUCACUGUAUAUCACCUAACUGACUAUUGUGGCACCAAAUUUUCAAGGAAGAUCAUGGCAGUCAUUCCGUGUUUUGGUCGACCUUCGUCAGAAAUUCGAGGAUUUUUUUUUUUUUUGGGGGGGGGGGUGGGUAUUUCAAACGCUGAAAGAAGGAUUGAAAGGCGAGAUCCUCAAACAAAAGCCGAGUAUGUGGUUGUGUGUAAAGCAUUGUUUGCUUGGCCCCAACGUUUACAUCCAAAUACCAAGAACGAUUGCUUCCUGUGGCAAGAACCCAGGUAUUGUAGGUAGGUUUAAAGGAAUGAGAUCGAAGUUAAUUUUUACAAUCUAGUGGUUUAGCAGUUGCAUCAAAAUUGUAAAUUAUGGUAAAUCUAUUCCACUGUAAAUAAAGAGCAGUAUAUCAUUCCC